Molecule: messenger RNA, 924 nt
Organism: Vigna radiata var. radiata (mung bean)
Lineage: Eukaryota; Viridiplantae; Streptophyta; Magnoliopsida; Fabales; Fabaceae
Product: probable WRKY transcription factor 70
Exons: 3
Coding region: 13-858 (281 amino acids)
Biological process (GO): regulation of DNA-templated transcription
Molecular function (GO): DNA-binding transcription factor activity; sequence-specific DNA binding
Source: RefSeq, a predicted model, not a curated record
AGAGGGCGUGACAUGGCAAAUCAGUUGCUUGAAGUUCUUGCUCAUGACAAAUCAAUCACUCAUCUUCAAAAGGAAGAAGAAGGGUCAAAGUCAGUAUUACCAUUUGUUGAAGAUCUUGUGCGCAACGUUCUGUGUUCAUUCACAAACACCCUUCUGCUUUUGAACUCCAGCAACGAUGUUUCCAUCACUCUCAGAGAUGUCUCUUCUUCCACCACCACUUCCCCAAAGAAGUUGGAAUCUGUCGAUGAAACUUGCAAGAAUCGCAGUAUUCUCACCACUGAAAACCGAAGAAGAGGCUACAAGAGAAAAUCAAUUGCUCCAAGUUGGGAGAAGAACAGCUCCAUACUGAUUGAAGAUGGCUAUGUAUGGAGAAAAUAUGGACAGAAAAUGACAUUGAACGCCAAAUACCUCAGGAGCUACUACAGGUGCACUCACAAGAAUGAUCAGGGAUGCCAUGCAAUGAAACAGGUGCAGAGAAUUCAAGAUGUUCCUCCUUUGUACCGAACAACCUAUUACGGCCAUCAUACUUGUAAAAGCCGUAUGAUCAAUUCUGAGAUUGUUUUGGAACCUCUUUCUCCUUCUGCAUCUUCCACGUUACUUAGCUUUAAUAGCAGCUUUCAUUGCAAACAAGAAAACCCGUUUCCCUCAUCACUACUUGCUCCAACCAAACAUGAGCUGGUGGAAAUGAUUCAUGAUGAACAUAGUGCUCAGAAUCAAUUAUCCUCUCUUGAAGACCUCUUAUUACAUGAUUGUGAAGUUGAUUGCGAUUAUUCAAGGCGUGUGGCUAAUAUGCUAUCAUCCGCUGAAUCCGUUGAAUUUGAGAAUGUUUUUAUGAGCAGUUUGGAUUAUGUUGGCUAGGUAUUUGUUUGUUUCGGUCGACAAAAUCUUUUCUGGGUCGCUUAUAGAGUAAAUUUCAUGCUGAUU